This is a messenger RNA of Anolis sagrei ordinatus, 5066 nucleotides long. It is a transcript of the gene SERPINE2, whose product is annotated as serpin family E member 2. Gene Ontology annotation, molecular function: serine-type endopeptidase inhibitor activity. The record is from RefSeq and is a predicted model, not a curated record. NCBI's taxonomy places the organism in Eukaryota, Metazoa, Chordata, Lepidosauria, Squamata, Anolidae. Gene Ontology annotation, biological process: negative regulation of plasminogen activation; negative regulation of endopeptidase activity.
GAUAAAUGCGGGGCGCGAGGCGGGCGCGCGACUGAGUCGCAGAGGGAGGAAGUCAGGGAGCGUUGCUUGUUGCUCCGGCUGCUUUUUUUUUUUUGGCCAUUCCCGCUGGCUUUGGGGUGAGCUUUCCUGCCUUUGGCAUUAUUAUUUCGGUUGCCUUGAGCUGAACCAUGGACUGGCAUUUCGCUCUCUUGUUUGCUGCCUUGGCUUCAACAUGCAUGUGCUUCCCACCGAAUCCCAUGUCUCUAGAGGAACUGGGCUCAGAUAUUGGAAUCCAAGUUUUCAAUCAACUAGUCAAAAACAGGCCCAAGGAUAAUGUUGUGGUUUCUCCACAUGGGAUUGCAUCAGUUCUUGGAAUGCUCCAGCUAGGAGCUGAUGGCAAGACGAAGAAGCAGCUGACUACAGUGAUGAGAUACAGUGUAAAUGGAGUUGGCAAAGUGCUGAAGAAGAUCAACAAAGCCAUAGUGGCCAAGAGGAAUAAAGAUCUUGUAACAAUUGCAAAUGCAGUCUUUGCAAAAAGUGGCUUGAAAAUGGAAGUGCCUUUUGUUUCCAGAAACAAUGAUGUGUUUCAGUGCAGUGUCAAGAGCAUUGACUUUGAGGACCAGGACUCGGCCUGUGAUACUAUUAAUCACUGGGUCAGAAAUAAAACCAAGGGUAUGAUAGACAGCGUUUUGUCUCCAGACGAUAUUGACAGUGCUCUGACCAGGCUGAUACUAGUCAAUGCAAUAUAUUUUAAGGGAUUGUGGAAGUCACGCUUUCAGCCAGAAAACACAAAAAAGCGAACAUUUAAUGCAGCUGAUGGAAAGAGUUAUCAAGUACCUAUGCUAGCCCAGUUAUCAGUGUUUCGAUGUGGCACAACAAGUACUCCUAAUGACUUAUGGUAUAAUAUCAUUGAGUUGCCAUACCAUGGUGAGACUAUCAGUAUGCUGAUCGCCCUGCCCACAGAAAGCACAACUCCUCUGUCUUCCAUUAUUCCUCACAUUAGCACGAAAACUAUACAGAGCUGGAUGACAACCAUGGUACAAAAGAGAGUACAGGUCAUUUUACCCAAGUUUACAGUGGAAGCAGAAACAGAUCUAAAAGAACCUCUACAAGAGCUUGGGAUUCGAGAUAUGUUUGAACAAUCAAAAGCAAACUUUUUAAAAAUAACAAGAACAGCAAGCAUUCAUGUAUCUCGGAUAUUACAAAAAGCAAAAAUUGAAGUGAGUGAAGAUGGAACCAAGGCAUCUGCAGCAACAACUGCAAUUUUAAUAGCCAGGUCAUCACCACCUUGGUUUGUAGUAGACAGGCCAUUUGUUUUCUUCAUACGACACAAUCCAACAGGUGCAGUUUUGUUUAUGGGACAAGUCAACAAACCUUGAACAUCAGAAGAACAUUGCCUUCUGAAACAAAUUUAAAAAUGGAUGCCCGUGUUCUGUUAAAUAUUUUUGUACACUAUUCUUUGGCUACAAACUAGCUUCUGAGUGUGGUUGGUGAACUAGGUUUUCAAAAGGAGUCUUAAGUAGUUCUCUGUGGAAAAGUUGAAUGCCUUUUUCAAAACAAUGUAAAGAUUCUUAAAACUACUGAUGAGUUCAUUGUGCUAACAACCUCUGAAUUUUUUUGGGUUUGAGUAGUUUGUAUUGUGAUUUGACAAGUCUUUAGCCAGAGUUGGAACUAAAGGGACAACUUUGAUUUGUUUUUAUUUUUUGGUUCCAUUUUGUACAUGCCUGUCUACUUCUACUGUUGUCAGUGGAGUAGUUUAAUGAGGCAUUGCCAUUAAAAACAAAUUUAAAGCUUUAGCCAUGUUUAUUUUAUAUUGUGCAUGCAUUGCUGAGACUUAAACAACUAAUGUCCCGGUUAACUCCUUUUCGUUGAUGUAAUGUAAAACUUUCAUUGCUAGUAUACACUUUCUAUGGAUUUAAAUUUUAUAUUUUUUGUACAAAGGAAAAAAAAUAAAUGCAUUAUGAACUGUUAAAAAACAGUAUAGUGUCAAUGUGAUGUCGGUGGGAGAUUAUUAGUUGUAUUUCAGGGAGUUGAAUGGUAUUUUCAGUUGCCAAGUGGAAAAUUUGGUAGAAUAUUGCUGUGCUCUUGUAUGUGUUUUGCACUUUCUUCAAAGAAUGACCAGCAAUUUUAGAAUAUCUCUGUUCAAUUACUUUUCUAAAGUGUUCCAGGAGAUUGUGUUCCUCUAACUUAAAAUAUUACUACUAGAGUCAUGUGUUUUCCUUGCAAGAUUAAAAAAAAAAGAUCAAAACCUGCAACUUCCUUCAUAAAGAUCCCAGCUAUGAGCACCCACACUAUUAAUAAUGUUGACAUUUUUGGAUACAGCUAUUUUUGAGUAAAUAGAAAACCAUUGGUUCUGUUGAUUUUUGUGUGGCACUAACUAAACGAAAUCCCCUUCCAUCUGCUAAAUAAAUCUCUCUUAGUUGAGACCCAGCAAUUUUAAUCUAUCCAUUGAGGUAUCAUCUUCAUGAAUGCAAACUUUGAUACUGUAAAAUGCAAGCUGCUUCUAGUAUUAAAUUGGUGAUGAUGAGGCAUUGUCUCCUGUGGCAAGAAUGCAUUCUCAAGAAAUAUAGUGAGCUUUCUCUGUUAGGUUUUAAAAAUUACAUUUAAAUACAACAAAGGUUAUUUUCAGCACGGAUUGUACCUAUUAAACUUGCUUUGGAAUGUUCCAGCUUGUACUUCGGAUGGUCUUUUCUAAUUCUCCUUUGUAGUUCGUAGAUCUUCCAUUUCUCUCCUGGGUUUACUCAAAGGAGAUUAAGCCAAACAUUUCACAGACUUUACAUAACUUAUGAUAAUUUGUUAGAGAACUUCAGAAUUAGUUGCACUUGGCUACCAGGUAUUUCUUGACACUUGCAUUAUGACUGCGUGGUAGGAAUGGAAACUUGGGAAGUAGGUGGUCCUAUUUUGGUUGACUAUAAAGAGUUUUAGAAUCGGAUAGAAUCUGGUGGCUGAACAGUGAUAGCAGUGAAUUACUAUUUUACAUUGCACUAGAUCAGGAAUGAGCAAAUUUUGGCCCUCCAGGUGUUUUGGACUUCAACUCCCAUAAUUCUUAACAGCCAGUACUUACUUACUUAGGCGAUCCCUCAUAGCCUGAGGAUGAUGUUCCUCCAAGUGUAGUGUCUUAAUGGUGGGUCCGUAGGUGGCUGUGAAGCCCUAUUCUUGAUCCGCAUGUUCUCCCACAGUGAGGACAUCAGUUUCCAGGUGGAAGGCGGUCCCGGUCAGGGUUGGCUUGAUGAGUCUUCCUCUUGGCAUGUUUCUUCCUUUCGCCCUCCAUUUGUGCCUCUUCGAGUUCUGCAGAACUGCUGGUCACAGCUGACCUCCAGUUAGAGUGCUCAAGGGUCAAGGCUUCCCAGUUCUCGGUGUCUACACCACAGUUUUUAAGGUUGGCUUUAAGCCAAUCUUUAAAUCUCUUUUACUGUCCACCAACAUUACAUUUCCUGUUCUUGAGCUGGGAGUAUAGUAACUGCUUUGGGAGAUGGUGAUCAGGCAUUCGGACAACAUAGCCAGUCCAGCAGAGUUGAUGGCAUAGGAGGAUCGCUUCAAUUAUAGUGGUAUUUGCUUCUUCAAGCACACUGACCUUUGUCUGCCUGUCUUCCCAAGGGUUUUGCAGGAUUUUUCAGAGGCAACGCUGAUGGAAUCAUUCUAGGAGUUGAAUGUGAUGUCUUGACAGUCCACGUUUCACAGGUGUAUAGCAGGGUUGGGAGGACAACAGCCAGUAGGCUGUUAGGAAUUAUGGGAGCUGAAGUCCAAAACACCCAGAAGGCUGAAGUUUGCCCAUGCCUGCACUAGCGUAUUUGUUUUCCUUUAUCUAAAAAGGCAGGAAUAAACUAGGUGGUUGUUGUGACAUGUUCUAAAGCCUAAAAGUCGGAUUCUUGGAUCGUUCUGCAAGUUGAUGACAUCAAAAGCCUUUGCUUAAACCAGGAUUAAGUCAGCUACUCCAUCCUAAAUGUGUGGACUACAAUUCCCCAAAUCAGCAGGUUCCGUGAGAGCUAGAUUAUUGGAAGUGGGGUUGAGAAUUUCUGGAGAACAUCAAUAAUAAGUAACUAUUUUUAUACCCCACCCCAUCUCACCGAAAGGACUCGAUUCGGCAUACAACACUUACCUAUUCCUAGGGAACUAUUGUAAUAAACCAUAGUUAAUGGGAGCAAGUCAGAGGCUGAAACUACAAUCUGUUUCUGGCUUGAUUUUUAAAUAAUAUUUUAAACACCAUUCUUAGAGUUCAGAUAUCACAGAACUCAUGUAAAAGCAGAAAUGAAAGUUUUGGAUCUCCUUGAAGAGGUUAAAUAAUAGAAAAGAGCAUGCAACCUCAUUCAUGUAGUGGGACACAUGCACAUGGAAUGACUUGUAAAACAUUGCCCAGUGAAUUCAUGCACGAGUAUUAAAGCCUAAUUUCUGAAUCCAUGCGCAAUAACAUUAGAUUCAUUGCAUUAGGCUGCCAUCAAACUUUUUCAUACUUGUUUUUCCUUAGCUUAUUCUUGUUCAACGAAACCUAUAAUGUUCAUGGGUUUGAUAACUUUUUCUGCUUUUAAGUAACUAACUGACCUAAGUUUUUAAAGGAUAUCCUUUAGAUUGCUCUGUAAUAGAUAGCAAAAUCACAUGUUCGCUCAUGUCAGUUUUAGAAAUAACUCAACCUGAAGCUAUGUUUUUCUAGUAUUCCAAUAAGGAAUCAUGACAAGCAAGACAUGGGAGAAGAUUUAUACUAAUCAAUGCAGAGAUUUUAAACACUGGUCAUUCGAAGUGACACCUCCCUUUCCCCCUUAUCUUGGUAUUUGGGUUGUUGCUGGAUCUGUGUGAUUAAUGCAGCUUCCUAUGGAUUCUGAGCAUCACGUUCAUUGAACUGCAGUCUAAUGUCCUGAAAUCAUUUGUGUAUGUAUUGGGAAUUAUGGAAGUCAGCUUUGAUGUCUCCUAGAUAAUAUUUAAACAUGUAAAAGUUGUAAAAUGUUUUACUGAAAACAAAUUUCUUCAAAUGAGAAAUCAGAAUGUUUUAACUUGCUUUGAGAUUUAAUUUCAGAGUUUUUAAAAAUGGUUACAGCACCAUCUUGUGGACAGAUUGCCAAUAUACUAUUGAAUAAAACCAUUAUUUCCAUUUA